Kazachstania africana CBS 2517 is the source of this 948-nucleotide messenger RNA. It is a transcript of the gene CHS7, whose product is annotated as Chs7p. Gene Ontology annotation, cellular component: endoplasmic reticulum membrane. The transcript has a single exon. Gene Ontology annotation, biological process: protein folding. Bases 1 to 948 code for a protein of 315 amino acids. Lineage: Eukaryota; Fungi; Ascomycota; Saccharomycetes; Saccharomycetales; Saccharomycetaceae. The record is from RefSeq and is a predicted model, not a curated record.
AUGGGUAUAAGCAAUUUUGCAGAUAUUUGUUCGAGGACCCCGUUACCACUAUGCUCACUCAUUAAAUCGAAGACACAUUUGGCUCUAACGAAUCUGACCGAUAUUAACAAUUAUGAUAUAACGACUUUUAAUGUAGGUAUAUUGCCACGAUGCUAUGCAAGAUCCGUUGACAUUGCUAACACCUUAAUAUUCGAUAUAGGUAAUGCUUUCAUCAACAUUGGUGCGCUAAUAGUCAUCUUAAUUAUCAUCUAUAACAUUAGACAAAAAUAUACAGCAAUCGGCAGAUCAGAAUAUCUAUAUUUCUUCCAAUUAACUUUAUUACUGAUUAUUUUUACUCUAGUUGUAGAUUGUGGCGUUUCCCCACCUGGUUCCCCAUCAUACCCGUACUUUGUAGCAUUACAGAUCGGAUUUGCAGGAGCAAGUUGUUGGUCACUUUUGAUAAAUGGUCUUCUAGGUUUCAAUAUCUGGGAAGACGGAACAUAUAAAUCCAUGACCUUGGUUAGAGGGUUUUCCUUCUUGGGGUUUGCUGCCAAUUUUUUAGCGUCGAUCUUAACUUUCAAAGAUUGGAUUCAAGAUCACGAAAUGGGGAGUACAAAUGCAACUGCAAUGGUUGUAGUAGUUUACAUUGUAAACGCUGUAAUUCUUCUGGUCUACGUCAUCUGUCAACUAUUAAUAUCACUAUUUGUGGUUAAGAAUCUGUGGGUUACAGGAUCCAUUAUACUAGGUGUUUUCUUCUUCGUGAUGGGUCAAAUAAUAGUGUUUGCAUUAUCAACACCAAUUUGUGAAAAGUUCCAGCACUAUUUAGACGGGCUCUUCUUUGGAAGUUUAUGCAACAUUUUUGCCCUAAUGAUGCUUUACAAGACCUGGGACAUGACCACAGACGAUGAUUUAGAAUUCAGUGUUAGCAUCAAUAAAGAAGGUGAUGUCUUCUACAACAACGGAUACUAA